This is a messenger RNA of Portunus trituberculatus (swimming crab), 1246 nucleotides long. RefSeq names its product putative glutathione-specific gamma-glutamylcyclotransferase 2. Gene Ontology annotation, biological process: glutathione catabolic process. Gene Ontology annotation, cellular component: cytoplasm. Gene Ontology annotation, molecular function: gamma-glutamylcyclotransferase activity; glutathione specific gamma-glutamylcyclotransferase activity. The transcript has 4 exons. Lineage: Eukaryota; Metazoa; Arthropoda; Malacostraca; Decapoda; Portunidae. The record is from RefSeq and is a predicted model, not a curated record. The coding region runs from base 287 to 1042 and encodes 251 amino acids.
CAGAAAUAGGUCGUGGUGGUGGAGCGCUCAGCUGAUCGGGGUCUGACGGAGGUGGCAGCGGUUCUAGCACUUCUGUGGCAGUUGUGUGGCUCCCUAGUGGCACUGCAGCUAAUGGGCAACACUCUACACACCCUGGCACCUUUGCACGCCCACCAGCACCCCGGCCACGCCCAUAGGAUUAAGAAAAAAGGAUAUAAAUAAGAACAUCAACCUCAAAUCUCGUCGAAACCUGAGAAUAUUGAGACCUGUUAUUCCUUGGAGACCUGUAAAGCUGUAGAGGUGCAGAAUGGCGGGUCAGCAGCAGGAGACUAGGAGCUUGUGGGUGUUUGGCUACGGUUCCCUGUGCUGGAUGCCCGGGUUCCAGUUCGGAGGCUCAGCUGUGGGUUACAUUCAAGACUACGUGAGGAGAUUCUGGCAGGGGAAUACCACGCACAGGGGAACUCCAUCGCAGCCUGGAAGAGUGGCGACAUUAGUGGAAGAAGAGGAGGGCUGCACUUGGGGCGUCGCGUACGAGUUGAAGGGAGAGGCGGCGCUGGAGUACCUUGAGAAGAGGGAAGUGGCUUUGGGCGGCUACAACACUACGGUGGUCACUUUCUUCCCGCGCGAUCCCAGCCUGACGCCUUUCCCUGUGCUGCUCUUCAUCGCCACGCCCUCCUCACGCGACUGGGCUGGACAGGCGCCUCUACAUGAGAUAGCCACGCAGGUUAUUGGUUGCUCCGGCCCUUCAGGGCACAAUGUGGAGUAUGUGCUAAGAUUGGCGGAGUUUAUGAGGGAGCACGUGCCGGAAGGGUAUGAUGAGCAUCUGGCCACGCUUGACUCUCUCAUCAGACAACGCAUUAAACAACACAAUCUUUGCCUCAAAACUCUAAUGGGUGAUGGCCCCUCAGACCCCACCCCCUCCCCUACCCCUGCCCCGCACCUCCACCCCCCUCACCAACAAGGGAACGCCGCCCCCUUCCAGCCACCUGCGCAGGAAAGGAGAGAUACGUUUCAAUAUUCCACCAAACUCCCGCCCAAGAAACUGCGAUGCCUUAAUGUGUGAACGUGUCAAUUUUUCGUUUUUUUUUUUUUUUUUUUGUGUGUGGAAGGAAAGGGUUUGUUUGGGAAGGGUUUUUGUUUGGGGGGGGGAGCGAUGUCUGUCUGUUUGUUUGUCUGUUUGUUUAUGUCUUGUUUCUUGUCCUGUUUGUUUUCUGUCUUAUCGAUUUCUCUCUCUCUCUCUCUCUCUCUCUCUCUCUCUCUCUCUCUC